AGACCUGGGGAAUAUUUGUGAUUAAGAAUUAAUGUAUAACUAGUAUAAGAUUGUGAAAUCGAGGGAUGGAUUUUUAAAGGGUUCGGGAAAUGGAAGUAGAAUUAUGUUUUAGAUUACAAAUUGCAGAGAAGAUCUGUUUGUGAAAUGGAAUAAGACACCAAAAUUAUGACUUUUAAACCAAUUAAAACAGAUUCAGUAGUAAUGGUCACACAUGUAGCAGUAAUUAAAAUAUAAAAUAUGGAAAUAAAAUGGCUUGGAAACAAAACAAGUAAAUGACUCUACGGAUCAAUAAACAGCCAUUAAUCAUCAACAAAUUUCCUUGAAUCUCAACAACAGAGGUGAUAAUAAAUACCUGGUGUGGAUUGUCACAAACAAUCAGAAGAUCAAUCUACAGGUUGCAAUUAAUCUCAAUCAACAACUAUGAAUAGUUUAUAUCUAUCUAUACUUUAGUUCAAUAUAGUGCUAUAAGAAGAUUCAGACACAUAAAGUUGGAUUUAGUCUCAACAAUGAAUAGUUUACAUCAAUAAGCCUACAAGUUGGAUUUAGUCUCAACAAUGAAUAGUUUACAUCAAUAAGCCUAUAAGUUGGAUUUUUUCUCAACAAAGAAUAGUUUACAUAAAUAAGCCUACAAGUUUAUAUCUAUACAUCCAUUAGGGCUACAUGUAUACGAAAAUAUAGAAAUAUAAGCCUACAUAUUGGAUAUACAUGUACAUAUAUUCUCAACCAUUAAAAAUUUACAUUCAUUGAAUCACUAGAUUGACCAUAAUUGACAGAUCGCAAGUUUUUAUGAAUAUAAACCGAAGAAUUCGACCACACAUAACAACAGAUACAUGUAAAUCAAAAGCUUUGAGAUAAACACACAGAUUAGAGAAUGCCAGAUAAUAUAUACGAAAACAAUUUCUAUAAAUAAUUCACAGACUUAUAGAUAAUAGCUAUAGAACACUUCAAAGACUUGAAUGCUAGUCAAUAAUACUUUAAAUGUUUUUACUGAAUCAAAUUAAUAAAGACUGAAAGGGGAUUAAUAAUUAAUUAUGAAUUAGGAUCAACAGUUCCAAGGAUUAACUGACUGAAUGCUAGAUUUAUAAUGAUGUAACAUUAUAUCAAAUAUCUCCUUGAGGUAUUUUUUGCAAUAACUUUUGUCAUUGUUUGAUUACCACGAAGACAGAAACAAGUUAAAAGUCAUGCUGGUUAUUGUCUAGUACAGUACAUGUGCUUAUAAUAAAACCUCAACAUGAGUGAGAGGGAUUUCAAUCUACUACCCACGAUAGACAUCGACAUGGGGCGGGUCAGAACAUUCCUGGGAGAACAGAACAUAGAGGGAAGUGAAAGUUCCAACAGUUUGGAAGAUAUUUCGUUUUUGACAGAAACAGAAAGAUUAGCAGAUAAAAAGAUUCGACCUGUGACCCCGAUUACGCGGUCAAGACCCAACUCAAGACCAACAACUCCUGUAUUAAAAUCACCAUCAUCACAAUGUACAACACCAUUAUUAUCACCAGACCCUGUAGAUAUUAAAGAUUCUAUGAUGUCAAACUACGAGAGAUUUGAUAAUGACUUGGCUCCCAGCCGGGCCGUGUUAAAUGAAGUCGCCAUAAAAACAGCGGAGGAAAAUCUUGGAGAUGUUCAUAUCCAAGUCAGUCAGGAUCCAGAACAAAGUCAAAGCCAGAUCACGUUCCAUGAUAUUGAGGAUAAACAAAACGGAAUGGAUUAUAUUGAUGAUCCGGCAGGGAACCCAUUUGAACCUAAAACAGCUCUCGAGUUUUGGCAGUAUAAAGUGAGGAAUAUUGUGGAACAUAUUUUAUUUCGUGCAGUGACAGUGUUAUUGAUAUUAUUAGAUUUUAUACUAGUCAUCAUCGUGCUAGCGUCAGAUAACUGUGCUGAUAGUAAUAACGUGCUAGAGAUCAUCUCACAUAUCAUCAUUACAUUGUUUGUAUUAGAAAUAGCUGCCAGGAUUUUCUAUCAGGGUAAGGAGUUUUUCUACAACUGUUUUGAUCUAAUUGAUAUGGUGAUAGUAGUAGUAUCAUUUAUAGUUGAUAUGGUAUUUAUUGGUAUAGAAGCAAAUCAACCGUGUAGUGAACAGGGAGCUAACUACGCAAAGUUAGUAGUAAUAGGUCGAGUGUUCCGUAUUAUACGUAUAUUCAGAAUCAUCUAUUUCAUUAUCGUUCAACAUCGACAAGUUACCAAAGCAACCCGACAUGUCGUUUCUCAAAAUAAACGUAGAUAUCAAAAAGAUGGUUUUGAUCUUGAUCUGUGUUAUAUAACAGAGCGAGUUAUUGCUAUGUCUUUCCCAUCAAAAGGUGUCAUGGCGUUAUACAGAAACCCUAUCCGAGAGGUAGCUAGGUUUUUUGAUGCCAAACAUAAAGAUCACUAUAAACUAUAUAACCUAUGUAGUGAACGAGAUUAUGAUGAAGCAUUAUUUCACAAUCGUGUAGAAAGAGUUUUCAUAGAUGAUCAUAAUGUACCUAGAUUACGUGAUAUGAUAAAGUUUGCUGAUAGUGUGAGACUGUGGAUGUCUGCUGAUAAACGCAACGUUAUAGCUAUACAUUGUAAAGGUGGAAAGGGACGAACAGGAACCAUGAUCUGUUGUUGGCUCGUUGAUUCAGGUUUAUUCGAAGAAGCAAAGGAAAGUCUGAAUUAUUUUGGGGAUAGAAGAACUGAUUUAAGUGUUGGUUCAACAUUUCAAGGAGUCGAGACACCCAGUCAGAGUCGUUAUGUGGGAUAUUAUGAGAAGAUGAAGAAUGAACACAAUCGAGAGUUACCACCAAAUAAGAAACUACGAAUUAAAACUGUUAAAAUCGAAGGAUUAAAUGGUGUUGGGAAUGGAGACGGAAGUGAUCUAGGAAUGGAGAUUAGACCUGAAGGAAAUCUGAUAUGGGAGUGUCAAUUUGGUCCCAACAUCAACUGUCAGACAAUGAAAUAUUCUGAUAAUAACAGUAUAGUUGUAGAAUUACAGAACAGUCCUGUUAUAGAAGGGGAUAUUAAAAUCAUGUUCAGAUCUAACAACAAAUUGGUACCAUUAGGUUAUGACAAGUGUCCUUUCUAUUUCUGGUUUUACACAUCGUUUAUAGAAGAUCACAAAUUAAUUCUACCUCGAGAUGAGAUUGAUAAUCCACACAAGAAGAAAGUACAGAAGAUUUUCAAGGAGAAUUUUGCCAUAGAAUUAACUUUUGAGGAUGUAAACGAAGAAUUAUGAUCAUAAAGAGAUUAGAUAAUUUGUAUUAAGAUUGUUUUGUUUUAGAUUUUGGGUAGUCAACUACCUGGAGAAGUCAGCAAGAAUUCAAGUGGCCUAAAGAACAUAUAUUUUUUACGUACUUAAUCAUAGUUUUUACGCACAUCCAGCACAAGAAGUACAUGUUUAUAUCUCACAGUGUGUCGUUAUAUAAUACUCAUCAAAUCAUUUUAAAUCACCAUGGACGUCAUCUUGUCAUCUCAUAUGAUAGAAACGUUUCUUCUAUUAUAUGUAGAAAGGUCUGAAUACAGGAAUUGUUGACUGUUUUGAAUUUAUUUUGAACCAAAUGAGAAGUGAUAUCAGGUGUUCUUGAAAGAAUGAAAAUAUCCAAACUCAUGCCCAGAUUUGUCUUGGUAGUUUUCUAGAUAUAUAUCGUCAAGUUCAGAAUAAAGUCUGGAUCAUCAUAAUGCUGCCACUUAUCCCAGAAAGUGGGUUGAAGCUGUAGGAUUGGUUGAAAAAAUAAAAACUUAAAUUUCAACCAAUGUAAAGGUCAGAAUAAGGCCCAGAUUGUCAUAAUGCUGCCAUUUAUCCCAGAAGGUGGGUUGAAACUGUCUGAUUGGUUGAAAAUAUUCAAAUAAAUUCAAAUUUCAAUCAAUCAUAUGCUAAUACUAGUCUUGUUUAAUUCAACCCAUCAAGCUUAUAGAUAAGCUGAUAAUCAAGUGUUUGUAUGGUGAAUUACCUAUGAUUGGUAUGAUAUUACAUGUUAGAUAUAUGUACCGUUUGUUUGAUCAGGGUGGGGUGAUAAGAGACAUGUAUAUUACAUGUAUAUAUACCUCUUGAGACCAGUGUGGGGUGAUGAGAGACAAGGUGUUACAUGUGUGUACCAUCUGCUUUAUCAGGGUGGGGUGAUAAGAGACAAGGCAUUACAUGUAUAUAUACGGUCUUGAGACAAGUGUGGGGUGAUGAGAGACAAGGUGUUACAUGUGUGUAUCUGGGAGACCAGUGUGGUGUGAUGAGAUUAUGUUUAUACGGUCUGUGAGACCAGAAUGAAGAUGGGUGAUGAGGUACAUGUGAAAAAAGUAUUUCAAUGGAACACUUCAGCUGUAUGAUAUUGUCUGAAUGUGAAUUUGUUUUUCUAUGAGAUUUGAAGUCAUACUUUGUUUUUGCAAAUGGCAUCUUGAUAAAAAUUUGUGAUUUGUGUAUGGAGUUAUCCCCCUUGUUAUAUUCAGCCCACGGCAGGGAUUAGUGAUACUUUCUUUUCUUAUUAAAUUUGAAAAAAUUAAUCUAACUGUUAACAACUCCCCCCCAAAAAAAUAUAUAUAAAAUUGGCUGACUUGUAGGCCUAUGUAAAGAUUUCAUAAUUAUUAUUAUUAUUAUAAACUCUGACAAACAGAAAUGGUAUCAUUUGUAGUUAGUACAGGUAUGUUCAUGUUUUGUUAAAAAUUGUACAUUUCACUUAUAUUUAUAAUACUGUCAAUUUGUAUAAUAUUUACAUGUAUAUAGUAAGUCAUGCAUAAAAUACUCAUGUUUACCUUCUAUUCUUUUGUAAGAAUCAAAAACAUAUAUUUAUUUAUUGUCUUAUUAUUAUUAUUAUUAUUAUAGAUACAUCAAUUGUGUUACAUAGAUCAAACUUUUAUAAAACAUACAUCAAUUAUUGUGUUAUUACAAUUAUUAUUAUUGUUAUAAAUCAUACCUUUACAUAUGGAUGAACUGAAGUCACAUAAUUGGACACAUAUCUCAGGCCAACCUGAUUUAAUUUUCAGUUCUUCACAAUUUUUUUAUAAAUAUUAUUUGUCCAAUGGAUAUGGAGUAAAGAAUUAGAGACCUAUUAUGUAUAUUUUCUUUAAAAAUAUGUUUCCAAGGGCAUGCCAAUUUCAAUUUGUUCUUCCUGAAGCCUUAUUAAAUAUUUUUUAUAUAUAUUUCUUGGAAACAUAUAAAAAAAAUUAUUUAAUAAGGCUUCAGGAAGAAAAAAUUGAAAUUGGCAUGCCCUCAUCGAAGACAGGCACAAUAAAAAAUCACAAAAUAUUUCACAUGCACAAAUUAUUGUUACUGUCAUGAUCUGUUUCUUUGUCUUUUCUUCUUUUUUUAUAUAAUAAAUCUUAUGUAUUAAACAAUAUCACAAAGACCAAUAUAGCACGUAGUUUAAAUGUAAGACAUUCCAUUAAACCGAUUUCCUACUGUUUACAUUAGUUUUAAAUAAUAUUUCAUAUUUAUUAUCUCAUAACUUGUUUUUUUUUAUUGGACAGAACCAUUAUAAUUUCCUACUCAGUGACUAAGGCGCUGGCUCACUAAAAUUGUCGUUCUGGGGUUGAUUCCAUUUUGGCCGAGAAAGCUCCUCGGUAUCUUCUAGGCUUGUUUCCCAUUUGUCAGUGGCCUUGCAUUGUAAAGACGUCUGGUUAUUCGACUUGGACAAAAACAAAACAAGAUCCAGCCGUGUAGGCCGGGUGAUAAAAUUGAAUGUUUUAAUAAAUUCCAAUAAAAAUAAAAACGGUGUUUACGCCCAAUUAGGUGUUGUUAAGCUGCGCGCCCCAUAUUAAUGAUUAUGCUAUUGUUAUCAUUGAAUUGCAUAUUAUUAUGUUGAACAUAAUAUAUGAUGGUUAUACUGAACAUAGUGACACAUUAUACUGAACAUAUUAUAUAUAAUUUUACACGUUAUAUUGAUCAUAUAUCUCACAAAUUUAAUUAUAAUAAAAUAUUUCUACAAGUA
This is a messenger RNA of Patella vulgata (common limpet), 5873 nucleotides long. Its product is annotated as phosphatidylinositol 3,4,5-trisphosphate 3-phosphatase TPTE2. Gene Ontology annotation, cellular component: membrane; cytosol. The record is from RefSeq and is a predicted model, not a curated record. The transcript is spliced from 19 exons. Bases 1232 to 3190 code for a protein of 652 amino acids. Lineage: Eukaryota; Metazoa; Mollusca; Gastropoda; Patellidae. Gene Ontology annotation, biological process: dephosphorylation; monoatomic ion transport; transmembrane transport. Gene Ontology annotation, molecular function: phosphatidylinositol-3,4,5-trisphosphate 3-phosphatase activity; monoatomic ion channel activity.